AUGUUGGGAAGACUAUUUGAACUCCGUGAUGAAGUGAUAACGUUUUUGGCACAGCAGAAACAAAACGAGCUUAGUGCAGAGUUCAAAAAACCCUGGAACCAAGUGAUUUUGGCCUAUUUAUCAGACUUUUUUGACACGUUAAAUAACCUAACCUUGAGACUGCAAGGUGCAGACUCAAAUAUAGUAACACAUCGGGAUGCCAUCAAGAUGUACGUUGAGAAACUACAACUUUGGAUACGUAAAGUGUCAAUGAACCCCAGCAACUAUUCAAGUUUCAGCAAAGUAGUGUCAGUCUCAGAAGAAGUAUGUUUUGAGGACGUUUUUGAAGAACCGCUUUUGAAAAACUUGAUAAUUGACCAUUUGAAGAACCUCAAGGAGGAGUUCAGCAGGUACUUUCCUAACUUGUCAGAGGAGUUGUACAAACUAUCAACUGACCCGUUCAACAUGGACAUACAGUUGCUGCCAGAAGAGUUGCAAGAGGAGGGAAUAGAAAUAAAAAAUGACUCUGCUGCAAGAUACGAUUUUGACAAAAUGGACAAGCCCUCAUUUUGGUUAAUUACUUAA
Molecule: messenger RNA, 564 nt
Organism: Homalodisca vitripennis (glassy-winged sharpshooter)
Lineage: Eukaryota; Metazoa; Arthropoda; Insecta; Hemiptera; Cicadellidae
Product: protein FAM200B-like
Exons: 1
Coding region: 1-564 (187 amino acids)
Source: RefSeq, a predicted model, not a curated record